CUAUACUUGCACUGUUUUGAGUAGCCUUUUAAGUGACGUAGGACAACAUAUCACAAAGCAUAUAAAUACAGAGUCACUCCACUUUGUGCUAUGUUAGCUUAUGCUGUCAGGUGUUGGAAUUAGAUAAGAAUGCCGACAGAAGCGUUAAGUACUUGUAGGAUGAGCUAUGUCUUAUUACUUUGUGUGCUUUGUUUUAUUGCAGUGUCAGACGCUGAUCUAAUUCUCAAGACAGAUCCUACUACUUUAAGUUUAAAUCUAAACGAGAAACUGACCAUUUGCUGUGUCAUAACUAACAACAGCGUUCAGCAGUUAACCAAGUUAUACUUCAUGAAUCUAGCCCGUUUAAGCAAAAGCCACAAGUCCGUCUAUGACACCUUGGUGUAUUGGUACAUCAAUGAAUCAAGUCGAGUUGAACCUGCACCACUUUUAAAUAAGCAACUCGGCUUGAUUACUUCAGGAGAAAAUCGCGUCUGCUUGAUUAUGAAAAACGCGACUUCCGAUGACGCCACUUCUUACAGAUGUGAAGUUCACGGUUACGAUGCUGAACACAAAGCUUUGCAAAAAAAAUUCACAAAAGGUUUAGUGAAGUACGUGGAUACCUCAAAAGAGAUCAAGCAGAACGAGACCAUAACUGAAAGAAGUGUUCAUCCUGGCAAGAAUACAUCCUGCUCCUUCAAUGGAAGUCUGUCUGAAAGUAAUGCAGACUACUACAAGAAUCAGAGCCAAACAUUUGAAAUUCUAUCUGCCUUUAUUACAGGACCAAAGCAACAAUGGAACGUAAUGCAAGAUACUAGACGUGUUUCCGCUUCCAGCAGACGUGAGAAUAAGACUGCAGAUCAAGUAAUGUCACAACUUUUGUCUGUCACACUAAACGAACAAGAACGCCCUUAUUUGGAAUGCUUAACUGCGCAGAGACUUUGCGAAGAUCAAAUAAUGUACAUACUGGGGCCAUCGAAUCAAUUAUUCUUUCAACAGAAUAUCAAUUUGAGUUUAUUUGUUAAUACCUCAACAUCCACAAAACCAGAUGUACAUGCUUGUAUUUCCAAUGAAAGCCAACACUCUUUCUUUGGUAUAAUAGGUUCAGAGCUAGAUAUGAGAAUGGUAUGUGCUUUUAACUUGGAUAAGAUUUAUGUGUUUUUUUCAGCACUUUUGUCACCCCAAGAGAUGGACAUUUUCACUUAUAUGGACAAAAAUAGCAUUGAGAUUAUUCUAAAUGAUUUGUUACUUUGCGUAAAUCAAUUAAAAGCAAAAUCUUCAGAGCCAAAUGUGCAAGGGAAAAUCAUGACUGUAUUAGCUACAAUUGAGUCCUUACUUACUGAGAUAAAUUCUAAAAUACUUAGUGGACCUGACAAACGUGCAUUGAACAUCAAAUCUACAUCUGAAGCUGAGAAUGGCAAUGGAGAAGAUAGUAUUACAACAAAUCAUACACAACUUUUACAAAAAAAUACUUUAAUAGAGAACAUCAAACGGAUUAUAGAGCUAAUUAAAAGUCUACAAAGUGAAAACCAAAACGACAAGUUGAGAACAGAGAAAGAACUACUAACAGCCAUCUUGCAAUUUCAAGAGGAUUAUGUCCUCACUAAACAAACAUUUAAUGAAUUUUUAAGUAGUUUAGACAACACAUUAGAGCAAUUCAAGGGCGAAACUCUUGAAGCAGAUUAUUUGUUGCUAGGUGAGAUGCAACUACAAUUGCAAAGAAAUUAUAGUGCUAUCAACAGUUCAAUACACGAAUUAAAUAAUUCUUUGCAAGACAUCCUAAACCAAAAUCUUAAUCGAAUAUCAACGACAAACAAUUUUACACAGCAGUUUAAACAAGAUAUAGAAAAUUUGAGUGACAACACUUUUGAUACAAUGUCGAAAAUUCAAAAACAAACUAUGAAAUAUGAACUUCAAAAAGACCUUAUCUUAAAAAUUGAAUAUUUGGUGGCGGCCAUAGAGAAUGUAAAAUUGCUACAUCAAAACGACCAUUUGAAUCUUUCUAAGUCGCUUCAGAUAUCAAUGAACGAUUUUAAGGAUUACAGAAAAAGUACUUCUGCUGAACUAUUUGAAAUGAAAGACAGAACUAACAACCAAGAAAAGCUUUUAGAAGAGUUAAAUUCUGAUAGUCAAAACUUAGCACAUGACAUCAGAAACAUUAAUGAAACCAUACAAGAAGAUUUAACUGAGCUUUUCGCAAUGUCUCUAGACUUAAAAGAUGAUUUCAACGAAUUUGUUAAAGACUUUGACGAUCACAGUAACCGUUCUUCUGCUGAUAUAUGGAAAAUCCAGGAAGAUCAGGAAAGAAAUUUAACAAUGCUUACUUCUAGCGUUAAAAGUUUUGAAGACGAUAUGCAAAUUAUGAAUUCAACCAUAAACACUUAUUUCGCGAACAUUUCAUCAGAGUUUCACGCGAUAAAAGACGAUUUAUUCAAUUGUGUCAAAGCAUCAGAAAUCGAUGAUCUCAAAAGCAACCACACUUUACAAAACACCACAGACUGUUUGAACAUAAAGCGUCAAAAAGAUUUUGAUAAUCUCAACAUGCUAUUUCAAAAUGCUAACAAAGAGAUUAACACUAUGAAAUCUGAAUCCUUUACUCUUAAAACUGAGGUGGAAAAACUCUCAAAAAAGAAUAAAGAGCUUACUGGCGAAAAUAUAAAUUUAAGACAAUUGUAUAGUCAAAUUAAUUGCGAGAUCAACAUUUUACAACAAUACGUCAUAAAAAACGUUAAAGCUAUCGAAAAUUCUAUUUUCCAUGUUUCCAGUUCCUACAAUGGGCGGAGAUAUUAUCUGACUAUAGAGAAACAAUUUUAUUGUAUUAAAGCAGCUCAAUUUCUAUGUUCUGUAUACGGGGGCUAUCUGGCAGAGGUCAACGACUGGAAUGAAUUGAAUUUUAUAAAAUCAUUUCUUACUUCAAACGAUCCCUGCACUGGGGAUUCAGUUAUAUAUAUUGGAGGCACGGACGAAGUAAAGGAAGGUCGAUGGGUUCACAUAUCUAGAGGGACUCCUGUUGUGAAAGCAUUGUGGGAUAGUGGGCAGCCUGGCGGAGGCAGAAAAGAAAAUUGCCAGGCAUUUGAAAAAUGUUCAUUACUGCAUGAUUACAGUUGCCUUCUCAAAACGCCCUCUCGCAAAUUCUUAUGCGAGAUUCCUGAAUGAAACUUGGCUAACAUUAUUUGGUUACGCAAGGGUAGUUGUAUCUAGGGUACAUCCUUUGCUGUAUGUAUAGGGUUACCAUUCAUCCACACCCUAAGAAAGAGAUAAUACUUUAAAAAAAAAAAGGGACUACACUUCAUUUGACAUCACAGUAAAAAACGAAAUAAAUGUGAAACUAAUACAUACAUUUGUCAAAUAAAGCUACCUUUCAAAAAAAUUGCUUUUA
Molecule: messenger RNA, 3355 nt
Organism: Biomphalaria glabrata
Lineage: Eukaryota; Metazoa; Mollusca; Gastropoda; Planorbidae
Exons: 3
Coding region: 130-3132 (1000 amino acids)
Source: RefSeq, a predicted model, not a curated record